UAUUUGGCAGACCCAAAGUAGGAGUACACUGAAUUUGAUGACGUAUUACACAUUAGUAAAGAAGAAUGGCCGAAUAUCUCGCAUCGAUUUUUGGAACAGAGAAAGACAAAGUAAAUUGCUCCUUUUACUUCAAAAUCGGUGCAUGUCGUCAUGGUGAAAGAUGUUCAAGACUUCAUAACAAACCUACAUUUAGUCAGACUGUGUUAUUACAGAACUUGUACCUAAACCCACAGAAUGCAGCACUCACUGCUGAUGGAUCUCACAUAACUAUGGAUGAGGUAGAAGCACAACAAGCUUUUGAUGACUUCUUCGAGGAAGUCUUUACCGAACUUGAGGACAAGUAUGGUGAGAUAGAAGAAAUGAAUGUAUGUGACAACAUGGGUGACCAUCUCGUGGGAAAUGUAUAUGUUAAGUUCCGUUACGAAGAAGAUGCAGAGAAAGCUGUUAAUGAUUUAAACAAUCGUUGGUUCAAUGGACGACCAAUUCACUCAGAAUUGUCUCCAGUUACAGACUUCAGAGAAGCUUGCUGUAGGCAGUAUGAGAUGGGCGAAUGUACAAGAGGGGGCUUCUGCAACUUCAUGCAUUUGAAACCAAUCUCCAGAGAAUUGAGGAGGGAACUGUAUGGGAGAUCUCGUCGAUCAAAGAGAAGGUCAAGGUCACCUCCCACAAGACGCAGUCGUUCUCGCAGUCGUGAGAGGAAGAGGAGAUCUGGUAGUCGUGAAAGGAGGAGGUCAAGGUCACGUGACAGGCGUGGUAGAUUCUGAAGAAAUGCAUCCAUUUUUGUCACCUUUCCAGUGUUUCAUUUAUAACAGAAUCAUUUUGUACAAAAAAGACAUCGAUAAAUUUAUCUGUGCAGUUAUACAUUGAGUUGCAAAAGACUGAUAGUAUUGGUCAAGAGGUACUACAAAUGAUAUAGAUAUGAACUUUCAGUACUGCUUUAUUCUGAUUAGCUGUGUAUAUAUAAGUUCCUUUUAUUUCUCUUACACAAGAUCCAGACAAAUAAUUAUUCAGUUUUUUUCUUUAUCAUCAGUACAGAAUUUCUACCAAAAUACUAUUGAAAGGUCAAUAAACCAAUCAGAAAAGUUUUUAUAAAUGAUACAGAUUUUUGUGGGUCUGAAUAUUAUUGCUUUCAUCAGCCUGUUUUGAUGUAUUGUUAAAACAGAAAAAUUGUAAAUAAAGACCAAAUAUGAAUA
Mercenaria mercenaria is the source of this 1193-nucleotide messenger RNA. Its product is annotated as splicing factor U2AF 35 kDa subunit-like. Gene Ontology annotation, molecular function: metal ion binding; pre-mRNA 3'-splice site binding. The transcript is spliced from 8 exons. Bases 66 to 764 code for a protein of 232 amino acids. Gene Ontology annotation, cellular component: spliceosomal complex; U2AF complex. The record is from RefSeq and is a predicted model, not a curated record. Gene Ontology annotation, biological process: mRNA splicing, via spliceosome. NCBI's taxonomy places the organism in Eukaryota, Metazoa, Mollusca, Bivalvia, Venerida, Veneridae.